GCAAGCGAGAGGCAGAGGGAGAGAGAGAGAGAGAGAGAGCGAGAGAGAAAGGAGGAGGCAGCGGCGGCGGGCUUGCACAGAAGCGAGACGAGGAAUUAGGUGCAGGCUCGGAGGAAUCAGGCGGCCACCAUCGGAAACCAAAGAUCACAGAAAUUAAGCCUCUUCAGUACUGCCCCUCCCCCAGGCUUCUCUGCCCAGCGGAUCAAUGAAAGAAGCCAUGCCGGUCCUUUCUGCAGAUGCAGGACUGCAUGAAACACUGGCCCUGCUGACCUCCCAGCUACGCCCAGAUGCCAACCAUAAAGAGGACCUGGUCUUCCUCAAGGAAGUCUUCAGCGAGAAGAGCCUGGGAUACCUGAUGAAGAUCCAUGAACGACUGCGACAGUAUGAGCGCCAGAGCCCGACUCCUGUACUGCACAGCGCCUCCUCUCUGGCGGAGGAUGUGGCAGAGGAGCUGCAGAGUGGACCAAUGAGCAGCGAUGAGAAGGAGCUUCUCCAGUUGCUGACCGCACCUCACCUGAAGGCCGUGCUCACAGUGCAUGACACAGUCGCCCAGAAGAACUUUGACCCCGUCCUGCCGCCACUGCCCGAUGACUUGGAUGACGAGCUGGAGGAGGAGUCAGUGAAGAUUGUUCGCCUGGUGAAGAACAAGGAGCCCCUGGGGGCAACCAUACGGCGAGAUGAAGCCACGGGCGCGGUGAUCGUGGCCCGGAUCAUGAGGGGAGGCGCCGCGGACCGUAGCGGUCUUGUACAUGUGGGAGAUGAGCUUCGGGAAGUAAAUGGAAUCCUCAUCAUCCACAAAAGACCCGAUGAAAUCAGCCAGCUUCUGUCACAAUCACAAGGAUCAAUUACCCUCAAAAUUAUCCCUGCUCUGAAGGAGGAGGACAGACUGAGGGAGAGCAAGGUGUACAUGAGAGCCCUGUUUGACUACAUCCCCUCUGAAGACAAAGCCACGCCCUGCCAGGAGGCGGGGCUUCCCUUCAAGCGCGGGGACAUCCUGCAGGUGGUCAGUCAGGACGACGCCACCUGGUGGCAGGCCAAACGGGUUGGGGACAGUAACCUGCGUGCUGGACUCAUCCCGUCCAAACACUUCCAGGAGAAACGGUUGGCCUACAGGAUGAAAAUGGGCACGCUUCAUAACCCCAACUCCCCUAAAGAACCAGUUUAUGACCAGGGUUGUGACAAAGAGGACUGUGACUGUGAGGGCUAUUUCAAUGGACAGUAUAUAGUUUCUCCAAAGUGUAAGCCAGUUGCGCCUUCCUGUGGCCAAGCAUUUUCCUGGGAGUUUUACACAGCUGGACUUCGCAGAAGCUUUCGCCUGAGUCGCAAGGACCGGCAGGGGUCCCCCGGAGAGCCCCGUACCCCCGAGCCGAAGGAGCCAGAGUUCCUGACCUACGAGGAGGUGACGCGGUAUCAGCCACGCUCCAGCGAAAGGCCCCGUCUGGUGGUGAUGAUCGGAUCCCUGGGUGCCCGGAUCAAUGAGCUGAAGCAGCGGGUGAUUGCAGAGAACCCCCAGCGCUACGGGGUGGCCGUGCCACACACCACCAGGCCUAAGAAGAGCCAUGAGAAAGAAGGAGUGGAGUACCACUUUGUCUCCAAACAGGCAUUUGAAGCUGAUGCACAGAACAACAAAUUCAUUGAGCAUGGGGAGUACAAGGAGAACCAGUAUGGCACCAGUCUUGAGGCCAUACGCAGUGUGCUGGCCAGAAAUAAGCUCUGUCUUGUGGAUGUGCAGCCAGAGGCACUGAAGACCCUGCGCACUGCCGAGUUCAAGCCUUACGUGAUCUUCGUGAAGCCCCGGGUCCCCGAGAGCCGACGGCGACGCAGUGCCGCCACCUCCCCAGGGGGCGGGGACCACGGCCGCAUCACGGAUGAGGACCUCCAAGAGAUGCGUCAGUCAGCGCAGCUGAUCGACCAGCAGUACGGUCAUUUGGUGGACCGGAUCCUGGUGAAGGAGGAUGCAGCGACCGCCUGCACUGAGCUGCGGAACAUUCUGGAACGACUGGAGCGGGAGGCCCAGUGGGUCCCUGUCAGCUGGGUGAGGACCUAGCCCCCUGCCGACACGCCUGGGUUUGUGCACUGACGCCUUCCUCCGACCCUGCUUAAAGCAACCGCCCUCCACCUCUGUCCUGCUCCCUGUGUAUACCUAACCUCCAUUACCUUCAAACCAACAAAGGACAAGCCAACCGAAGGUGAGCAGAAAGCAGGUGACACAGCCCAGGAGUGGAAUUCGGAACAACUUUGGGCGAUCACAUUACUCCAGGGAUCUGGUGGAACAAAGAUUGAAAGUGUUGAAGGUUAGCAGUGGAGGUUACCGUUCAUUGGUUGUUCUCGGUUCUCAAAAAGAGCAAGCAGGGUUCGGACAAUGGGUGCAAAGCUGUUGGUGACACUGAUAGCCAAAGUAACAACCUGGUGCGUGGGCCAGGGAUUUGUACCAACAUUUACAUGACAAUGAUAUCACAGCUUUCCCUUUGUUUUAAAUAAUUUGACAGGUUCCAGAUCUUUUUUUCUCGUUUCAUAGUGUGACCACUGCAAUGCUAUGCCCAUCUGUUUGCUCUCCUCACAGCCCGAUUGGGGUGAGCCAUGAACUGAUGCAUUCUUUGCUACAUGAAAUGGGUUGCCACGGUGUGUAAAUUUUCCGUGCAUGCUUUGGCAUGCUGGCAGUGCCGCCACCCACCUUUUUUCUCUCGCUGACCGAUACCAUUGGGCUGUCAAGCCCUGGACUGCCAGAGUAUGGACCAAAAUCACCUGUGUCUCCGUUGUGUUUGUCAGACGUCAAAUAAACAUGCAUAGUGUUGGUGUGACUGAGUUAAAGGGAUCUUGAAGGACACCAAGGACCUUUCAGUGGGGCUUCAGUUUAGCAUCAAUGACAGCUCUUUUCCUGUAAUGAAAACUCGAUGUGACCACAUGGUGCUCCCCAGUCUUAAGACCACCUCAGGGGGAAAGUCUUUCUGGGACAGGCAUAUCUCUGUGUGAAAUGUGUUCCUCAAAGGUCAAGCUGUCACUUCAGGACAUUCAAUGUAUGUUAUCCAUCCUGAUUAAAUGUAUGUGAUGAUUCAAAUGGGACAGUUUAGAAAAUGCUGUAUUGAAGUUGACAUGGACUUCAAUAUUGAACCUUGUGAAUGUUUAGGCGGGAUUUACCUUGACUGUUCAGUGAUGUGGAACAUUUGAGGUGUUUUUCAAGUGCAUGACAACCUGUCAGCUAGGAUUUACUUGUUUAAACUUGACGAUGGGCAUCAGGUUUUAAAUGAAUCAAUAUGCAUUGAUUUUGCUUCGAGGCACCUUUUGAUAAUGUUUCUCAAGCUGUUAUAUUACAUUACAUUUACUGACAUUCCUAAGAAUACAUCGUAAUCGGUUACAUGACCAACUUUAACUCAAACGUAAAUAUACGAAUACCUGUUUGUGGAGAUACCUGAUUCAACUGCAAAUAUUUUAGCCUUUGACCCAAAGAUUGGUUUCUGUGCAGAUACGUUUUGGUGUGUGCAUGGGUGUUAUAUACACAUAAACAUGCUCAACAUAUCCUUUGAUGUGAAAAUCUGAAUACAUAAGAAAGUUAGGGUCUGUAAGAGUCUGUCUUGUCUUCUCAGACAUAUGCAGCUUGGAUACAACUGUGCAACAACCCAAAGAGGGUGAAUAACCCUUAGAUCAAGAUGUUCUGCAGCAUUACAUAUUGCUUUGCUGUUUUAAGACAGGAGAACCCGUUCCAAUUUGGUACACCAACUGCAGUGUAAUGAUAAUGCGAUGAACACGUUCUGUUUGGUGCAAAAAUCAGUCCACAAUUACAAGUAGGGCUGAACUGUACAUAGAAACAUUGUGUUUAAUCUUGGUCCAAUGUCCAUGGUAAGCGGAAUUAUCGUAUUCUACACCAGGCAAAGCAAUCUUACCAGAUUAGUUUUUUGAUUUUUCAAAUCAUGUUCUUAUGAGUGUCCAGUCCCAAGUUUUAUCUAAAAGGCAUGCAACAAUAACUUACACAAUGUUUUCUUUCUUUGAGAACAGUUAGCAUAUGUUAUUUUGUAUCUAAGAUAUCCCAAGUGAUUCUAUAGUCAUUCUCACCAUGAACUUGGUGGGCUUUCUGUGGAAUUGCGUUUGAUUCCUCUGAGGGAAAAGACAAAAUUUCAGCUUGCAACCACAAGCGGUGAUUAUGAAACAACAAAGUAUUCUUUAAUUGUCUAGCAUGCAAAAUCUCUUUCCUUAGAAAACCAGGCAUUAGAGGUUCCAAGAAGCAAUCUCACUGUAGUUAUACCGGAAGAUGCUAAGGCUCCUGUCCAAGGGAUUGAACAGAGCUAAGCUGUUUCUGCAAGCACAACAGUUAUGCAUGAUCACAAUGGCAUAACAAGAAACAGCUGGCUGCUUUACUUUUUGUGGUCAUAUCACGAAUGGAAAUUCCCAAGAAGGUUUUCCUCUAUUGUGCUGGUUUUACAUUCUGGGAGAUGAGUCUUUCCCAAUUUAACCAUGGGCUGUGUAUUUUUCAAGAUGUAAAAUUCUACAUCGAAUUUCCUUGGUAUUUAAAUAUUUUAACUGACAUCAUGAUUUUGUUUCAAAUAAGUUUAUUCACGCAAGAUUAUCUUGAAAUAUUAAUCUUGCUUAAGAAGAAUGGGAGAUGCAUACAAAACCUUCAGAAAAUGUAUGUCAUGCACUUAUGUUCUAAGUCUUGCAAUAAAAAAAAAUCUGUGUAGUAGUAA
Anguilla rostrata (American eel) is the source of this 4679-nucleotide messenger RNA. RefSeq names its product MAGUK p55 subfamily member 3-like. The coding region runs from base 206 to 2047 and encodes 613 amino acids. The record is from RefSeq and is a predicted model, not a curated record. Gene Ontology annotation, molecular function: protein binding. Gene Ontology annotation, cellular component: plasma membrane; cell-cell junction. NCBI's taxonomy places the organism in Eukaryota, Metazoa, Chordata, Actinopteri, Anguilliformes, Anguillidae. The transcript is spliced from 20 exons.